UUUUCCCGUCAAACCCACAAAACGCACUUUUUCGUCAAAAACACAUUUUCUGCCAAAACCGCAAAACGUACGUUUACCACCAAAUCGCAAAAACGUAUUUUCCGCCAAACCCAUAAAAACGUAUUUUCCGCCAAAACCAUAAAAAUGCUAUUUUCCCGUCGACACAUAAAAAUAUAUAUUUUAGUAAUUUUAUUAACAAAUCCACCUGGAUGUACAUACAAAUUAAAAAACAGUCAUAUAUAGCUGUAUUCGAAUGAUUCAUCUAGAUGCAUUGACGAAAUGAAGAAACGAACAACAUCCAGAUGAAGCAUCUGGAUAAAACAUCUAGAUAGACCAUCUGAAUGCAUCUUCCAAAUGUACAAAUGAACAUGGCCUUAAUCUUGGUAAAAGUCUCUGUGUAGAGAGAUUCGUGAUUUCAAGAUAAGUGAUUCAACAGAAACGAUGAUGAAAAAAACACGGAAAUUUAAAAAGCCAGAUUUAUUUCGCAAUGUAUUAAAGUAACUAGGUUGAUGUAAUCCUUUAUACAAGGGGUUCCUUUUUAAAUGCAAAUAAAAUAAUACUCCAUAUGUUCCUUAAUGUUACAUAUUCUAGAAAAAAAAAUGGUUUUUUAAAGAUCUAUUUUUUACAUUUUUAAUACAUAUUUUAUUAAUUAAUUGUAAACUUCAAAAAACUUAAUUGCACUUAUUGAAUUUUUAUUGACUUAAACUUAUGGAACAAAAAUAAACACAAAAAAAUUAUGUAAAUUUAAAGUGUUUUAUUAAAAUGUGCGAAAAAACUAGAAUAUGUAUUAUUAAGGAACAGAGAGAGUAUUAAGUAAACUUAAUGAAUCUCAUUGGUUACCAUUAGUGCUAACUGUAUUGUUAUCUUCUAAGUCUUCUGGUUCUUCUAGAUCUUCUGGUAACGUGCAAGUUACGACCCAUCUUAGAUUCCUAUUACCAGAUUCGAGACCAGUAGACCAACUUCCAAAUAAAUAGAUAUGUUCCGUUUUAAUUUGCUGGUCAGUACUGGGAAAUGAAUUCUGAUGGAGGUGGAGUACUUAGCUCUGUUUACAGCUAAAAUAACUGCUGUUUAUAGGUGAAAGAUUACCAAAGAAGUUUAGGAUAUUUUCUUGUGAAAAGUGACAUAGCUUCUAGUUGUAGUUGUUGCAUAUAUUCUCCCACAAGAAGGACGAAGUCUUAUUUUUAGUCUUUUUUUCUCCAAACAGAUUCUUUUUUACUUCUCUUUUGACUGUGCAUGUGCUUUUCCUUCUCUAUUUUUUUGUUUAAUCUUAUAUAAUAAUACUGCAUCCCACCAAAUUAUAGACUUCUUAUACUUAUUAUCUAGUAUUCAUUUUGACGUCAUAUAUGCAAAUCACUGUAAUAUUCCAACUUGAUACAUGAGUUCAAAGAGUCAUUUAAAUCAUAGUGUAGCUAUAGAUGUAAGUAAUGUAGUUUUUAUCGUUCGUCAUGUUGAAAUGCGGACAUCUAUAACUAACAAUGUAUAUACACACGAUGUAUUAAUUAAUUUGAUUCCAUAUACCAAUAAAAUAAUUUGCAAUAUACGAGAUACAAAUGUCUGAAAAAAUUUGCUCAUAACUAUCAUAUAUGAUAUACCACACAAAGGUUUUGGAAAGCUCAAUGAAAAUAACAAACUAGUGAACUACGAGUAAUUCAGUCCAAACAAUUGAUUUGGUUGAGGAUAUAUAAUUUUUACUUGGAAGAUUUUGAUUCUUUUGUGAAAUGUGGACUGUGGUAAACACAGUUCAGUAGUGUUUGGAGAAAUAUCUUUCAAACGUUUGGGUUCAAAAAUAGAAGAUGAUCUUCCGAUCAUAACGUGUAUUCCAUUCUAAAGUAGUACUGACCGCUCAUAAUUCUUCGGUCAAAAAAGUACUUAGGCCUAGUUUAGGAUUUAGCUAGUAAAAUGAAAAAUGUUUUGGAAAAAUGAAUGUGGUCUUAGUUAGGCAAGAGUUGCUAAGAUUGACGAGGAACGAAAAGAAGAAGAAAGUAAGGGGUAUGUUUAAUUUUUAUAAUAGUGAAAGAAAUUUCCAUUUAAAUAAAAACAAAUAAUAAAAUGAUUUCUUAAAAAAGAUUGGUCCAAAAAGAAAUAUUUCAAAGAAUAAAUUUACUGUUAUAUUAUUGGUGCAGUCUUUAAUGUAUGAGCCAUAUUCCUUAUAAAUACAUGCGUAAACCCACAUCUCAACUUAAAUCACCAACACAUUAAACACGACCUCUAAUUUAAAACCUCUCUCGUCUCUUUCGUGUCUCUUUUCGUUCUAUUCCAAAACCAACAAAAAUCAAGAACAACUACUAAUGGGAGGAAACAGAUCACACAGUAGCAAGAGGUUCUCUCUCUUCAGUUUCUUUAAGCCACGAAGAUCUCACAGAGUGGAAGCAGACGCCUCUUGGGAUGACUCCGUUUACACUCGAAAAGCAUUGGCUAGUGACGAAGACAAACCUUAUUGUGUGGCUGAACCAGGUAUCAACCGUAAGGCUUCUGCCUUUAUCGCCAAGUUCCAUGCAACUCGUGUCUCUGAGUCUGAGCGACAAACUCUCUCUCCUUACCAAUCCGAGAAGGCAUGAUGAAUGAUGAAUAACUUGAUUAUAUGUAAAUUGUUUUUGUUUAUUUAUUUGAUGUGUCUUUAUGAGAGUUUAUUGAUUGUGUAUUAAUUGUUGUUAAUAAUCAAUUUUCUUUACCUUUGUCUUAAUUGUUGUUAAUAAUCGAUGUUGCUAAUUACCGUUAAGAGUUUGUUGACGGGAAUAAAGACUAUCAAAUUCACGUCAACAACAAAGUUUGUUAAACUUUUAAGAGUAUAUAAAACUUAGCACCAGCAUAUGUACAUUCAUCAUUACCAAGAAUGAUAUGGAAUGACAGGAUUUAAUGAGGCUCUAAAACACCCAAAUUCAGAAUGUAGCUUGUUAUGAAUCUCAUUGACUAAGUCAGAAAAUAAUCCAAUCAAUAAGUAGUUUACACCUAGUCAUUCAUUCAAUUUGGAAGGCCAUGGAUUAUGACGUUUACAUAUAUAAGGUUUUCAAAUAAACCAAUUUAACCAAGUAAACAUCGCUUUGGUUUAUAAGUAUGAGUAUUUGCUUUUAUAGAAAUAGAAGAUCGAUCAUAUACUAUCCAUUAAGAUUAAGAGAAAUUGGCGUCACUACCCCUCUUUUAGACAUUAAUAAGCAAAACUACUCUCAUCAAUUAACCAACUUUUUCGUUACAAUUUUGCCCUUCGCAGAACAGAGUUUAGGCGCGGGACCCAACUAGUACUGCUCUUCUGCCCACUGUCAGACUGCUCUCCUAGACUGCUCUCCUACUACUAGUGGUAUUGAAUUAAAGCAUAUGUCCUAAAUAUAUUUUUUAUUAAUUGAAUAAAAAAUCGUAAAUAACUAGUGAAUGAUUUUUUUUUAGUUUUUCUAUUCCCUCAUCUCUCUGAACCAAACUCUCGUUCUCUCCUCUAAAGAUAAAAAUUCACUAGCUGGUGGGUUUUAUCUCGCCGUCAGUAUUCCUCUGCCCUUUUUCUGUUUGGUUUGAUUGCCUCAAUCCAUAGCUGUUUCAUCCCAUCCCCUUCUCUUUGUCCGCGCAUCUGGAUUUUUGUUGGGGCUAUACGGCGAAUCUAUAAAAAAACCAUGGCGAGGUCAGCUUGGUCUAAGAGUACGUCGGUGAGGUGUUGCGUUACUGCCUCCGAUUAUUCGUGAUAAGCAAAAGGAGCGUGGAAGACAAUGUAAAUCUCAAAGCAUUGGUGAAAAUGUUACUUUUACAAUUGCAUUUAGCUGCUCAUUUCAUUAUUUAGCGCCAUCAUAAUUUAGUUACUUGUUAAAUAUCGUGUUAUCAGAUAAUAAUGGUAGUAACAGUGUAGCUAGUAUAUUAACCAAUAAUAUUAAUAUUAUUUGUUAAAUUAUUAUUAAAAUUAAUCCUACCAAGUAUAUUUUGGAUGCUCUCAUAGAUGGAUGUGGAGUCUAUUUUUGAUGACACAUAAGACGGCUAGUGCAGGUGGUACAAACUCUCGGUGGUUAGAUGAAGAGGAAGAUGGCUUGGUGGAUAACAUGGUUCCCUUCAUCGGCGAAGGAUAUGUUUUCCGGAAAAAACAUAUUUAAAGAUGGAUUCGAAAGCAGACAUUUAAUUCUUAAUGAGGAUUAAGCAAAGGCAAAAAGAAAAACGAGCUAACAAUGGCAAUGGUAUAUUGAGGGAGGUCCGUAAAUUGAUCGAGCGGCUGCUUGGAGAAGGCAGUUAACCACUACAGUUAUGUUUGUUUGUGGCACAUAACUAAUCAUGUUAACCAUUAAAACGAAGUGAUGAACCUAUCUGACUGUUGUUGCACUCUCAUGUUAACCAUCAAAAGAAGUGACAAACUACGACCAUAUAUUUUACUAGACUAUUAGCUGUUAAAUGUGUUCUCCUCCGCUAAAACAUUAUAUUUGCGUAUUUAUUUUUAAUCUUCUUAGUCA
Messenger RNA from Brassica napus (rape), 4418 nucleotides. RefSeq lists its product as uncharacterized. Bases 2289 to 2558 code for a protein of 89 amino acids. The record is from RefSeq and is a predicted model, not a curated record. Lineage: Eukaryota; Viridiplantae; Streptophyta; Magnoliopsida; Brassicales; Brassicaceae. The transcript has 2 exons.